Messenger RNA from Myxozyma melibiosi, 802 nucleotides. RefSeq names its product transcription initiation factor IIA, gamma subunit, helical domain-containing protein. Gene Ontology annotation, cellular component: transcription factor TFIIA complex. The coding region runs from base 241 to 579 and encodes 112 amino acids. Lineage: Eukaryota; Fungi; Ascomycota; Lipomycetes; Lipomycetales; Lipomycetaceae. The record is from RefSeq and is a predicted model, not a curated record. Gene Ontology annotation, molecular function: TBP-class protein binding; RNA polymerase II general transcription initiation factor activity. Gene Ontology annotation, biological process: transcription initiation at RNA polymerase II promoter; RNA polymerase II preinitiation complex assembly. The transcript has 4 exons.
GGUUGCGUUACCGUGCAGAGUCGAUUUUGUAUAGCUUCGUGGUUGUCAAACAGAGAGCUGGAAUUAGUUUGCGCAAGGUAGAGAAACUAGCGGGCUUUAUACUCGUGAAGGUUUUUUUUUUUGUUGUGUUUGCGAAUCUAGCUUGCGUGCUGUUGCUUGGAAAAGAGGAAUCAGCGAGAACUAUACUGAGCUUUUGAUUCAGUUGGACAGGUUGGAGUUUUUUCAGUAAGAGAAGAAAAGAUGAGUGGAAACGCAUACUACGAACUAUACCGACGAAGCAGCAUUGGCGUUGCGUUGACUGAUGCGUUGGAUGAAUUGAUCAAGGACUCCAAGAUCCAGCCACAGCUUGCCAUGAAGAUCCUAUCCACCUUCGACCGAUGCAUCACCGAGAUCCUUUCAGACCAAGCGAAAGCAACACGGCUGUCAUUCAAAGGCCACCUCGACAUCUACCGGUUCUGCGACGACGUGUGGACGUUUAUAAUCAAAGACGUGCAUUUCAAGAUGGAAGGAAACGAGCAGGUGGUGGGUGAGAAGAUCAAGAUCGUGGCGUGUAAUUAUAAAAAGCCGGGUGAGCCUUGAUCUCUCGCGUUCUGAUUUGAGUGAGGGUUGGUAUUGGGCUUUGUCUACAAUUGUUAAGUGGGUUUUUCGAUGGUGGUCCUUUUCUUUGCAAAUAUGAAUAAUUACUGCAUGUGUAUUGGCAUAGGUUCUAUAGUUUUUGUUUUUAUUCUCUUGUUUUAGUUUCUUGUUUUAAUGGAAUUUUGGUUUGGGAUUGCUACACGCCACUGUAAAGCGCUACAGUUCA